AUUAUCUGAGCUCUUGCGUGCUGCUCGACUUUCUUCACUACUCUCGCACGGCCGACACUCAAGCAUCAAUCAGCCAGGUUAUCAAGACCACACAUUCGCUAUGUCGCCGUCGCUUCCAUCGCCCAAGGCCGGCGCUGGCCAGGUUGAGAAGGAAUCCGGUGUCGCGCGAGUCCUCGGCGCUGGUUCUGCUGGUAUCGCCGAACUCGCUGUCUUCCACCCCGUCGAUACGAUAGCCAAGCGAUUGAUGUCCAACCAGGGCAAAAUCUCAGGAGCCGGACAGCUCAACGAGGUCAUUUUCCGCAAACACGCCGGCGAACCUUUCGUGCGACGAUUCUUCACCCUCUUCCCCGGUCUCGGAUACGCGGCAGCAUAUAAAAUCUUGCAGAGAGUGUACAAGUAUGGAGGACAACCAUUUGUCCGCGAUUACUUGUCGAAGAACCACGGCGCGGCAUUCGAGAACACAUUUGGCAAGGGUAAUGGAAAGGCUAUCAUGCACGCGACUGCUGGAUCGAUCAUUGGAAUUGGAGAGAUUGUCCUGCUCCCGUUGGAUGUAUUGAAAAUCAAGAGACAGACAAAUCCGGAGGCUUUCCGUGGACGAGGCGUGUUGAGAAUUGUCGCUGACGAGGGUUUCGCGCUUUACCGGGGAUGGGGAUGGACAGCUGCUCGAAACGCGCCUGGCUCUUUUGCGCUCUUCGGUGGUUCAGCGGCCGCGAAACAAUAUCUGUACAAGCUCGAGGACUACAACAAGGCCACAUGGUUGCAAAACUUCGUCGCGUCGGUCGCAGGUUCAAGCGCGUCGCUCAUCGUCUCUGCGCCCUUGGAUGUUGUCAAGACAAGAAUCCAGAACCAGAACUUCGAAGUCAAGAAGUCCGGCUUAAAGAUUGUUUCCGACAUGGCUCGACAUGAAGGACCAUCGUCCUUCUUCAAGGGCCUGGUGCCCAAGCUGCUGAUGACUGGACCUAAACUCACAUUCUCUUUCUGGCUGGCACAGACACUUAUCCCGCUCAUCAACAACAAAUUGUGAGACCUGCAGCAAGCAAGGCGUUUUGGCGCAAUGGAUCACCACGUUGCCUACGAUAGAGCAUGAAUGGGGCAUUUGUUGAUGAGUAGAAGGGUACGUCUGACAUGCAGCACAGACGAGUUUGUAUGAGCGUUUUGUAAUUUCACUUGAUUGCAUUCUUAUGAAGUUGUACAUAGACCUACAACGCAAGAUGCUAAUUGUAUAGCUCACGAAUCAUCUCAACUCAGUGCCGAAGCAGCCGAGCAAUGCGAGC
Messenger RNA from Cercospora beticola, 1274 nucleotides. It is a transcript of the gene GGC1, whose product is annotated as Ggc1p. Gene Ontology annotation, cellular component: mitochondrion. Gene Ontology annotation, molecular function: guanine nucleotide transmembrane transporter activity. NCBI's taxonomy places the organism in Eukaryota, Fungi, Ascomycota, Dothideomycetes, Mycosphaerellales, Mycosphaerellaceae. The record is from RefSeq and is a predicted model, not a curated record.